This is a messenger RNA of Lasiosphaeria miniovina, 756 nucleotides long. RefSeq lists its product as uncharacterized. Bases 1 to 756 code for a protein of 251 amino acids. The record is from RefSeq and is a predicted model, not a curated record. NCBI's taxonomy places the organism in Eukaryota, Fungi, Ascomycota, Sordariomycetes, Sordariales, Lasiosphaeriaceae. The transcript is spliced from 4 exons.
AUGCACCACCAACGUCGGAAGUCGGGCCACGGCUCUGGCAACUCAUCUACGACGGAUGUGCGGAAAGCCAACUCGUCGCGGCCCGCGCCAAUGACGAGGAGGACUACACCUCAAACGGCCCAAAAGCUGGGGAAAUCCCCCAAGGACAGGGAGAGGGAGUGGGAAGAGGAGCGGUGGUGGGACGAGGAGAGGGAAAGCUUUCCACAGUAUUGCAUGAUCUGCGAGAAGCAAUUCCUUCCUUCGGGAGAGCUUUUCGUGUACUGUUCUGAUGCGUGCCGGAUUCAUGACCAGACGGCGGAUGGUGGUGCACCGCCAACUCCUAGCCACCAUUCAAGGAGUCAUGCUGCUGCGAGUUAUCCCUUCUACUCGGGCGUGCCCGAGCCCAGAGAUAUCAUACCCCGUGCCUCGCCAUCACGGCCUGGCUCCAUGGCGUAUUCCCCGCCAUCGAUUUCGCACACGUCGGCUAUCGCUGCGCUACAGUCGCUUUCGAUCCGGCCGCCAAGUCCUCCGUCCCCAAUCGGGACGUACCAGACGUCCAUGUGGCCCUCCACUCGGAGCGCUGCAACAAGCCCGAGUUCGUCGUACACGCGACCCGUGUCGGGAAUGUUCCCAUCGACGUAUGACGGCGUCUACUACGGGGCCGGUACUGCUAGUGCGUACGGCACCAGUUCUGAUCGGCCGCUGCCGUCGAGGAGACCAGGCAUCUACUCGAGACCCAAGAGCAUCGAGCUGGUGACGCCCAUGAUGGGACGGUGA